ACGGGGCGCGCCCUCAUGUGGGCGUGGCCUGAGCAAGAUGGCGGCGCCCAUGGGCCCCUCGGGGGGCGUGACUGCGCUGGUGGGAGGGGGCAGCGGAGCCGCCAGCCGCAGAGCCCGGGCGGCGGGAGCAGGAGGAUGGAGGGGAGCAGCCCGCUCCGGCCCCAAGACUUCCCUGCGUUGAAGAAUGACACGUUCCUUCGAGCGGCAAGAGGGGAGGAGACGGAGUACACCCCGGUCUGGUGCAUGAGGCAGGCCGGCCGCUACCUCCCAGAGUUCCGGGAGACUCGAGCUGCCCAGGACUUCUUCGCCACCUGCCGAAGCCCGAAGAUGUGCUGUGAACUGACCCUGCAGCCGCUGAGGCGAUUUCCCCUGGAUGCUGCCAUCAUCUUCUCCGACAUCUUGGUGGUGCCCCAGGCGCUGGGCAUGGAGGUGGUGAUGGUGCCCGGCAAAGGGCCCACUUUCCCGGAGCCCCUCAAGGAGGUGGAGGACCUGCUGAAGCUGCGGCAGAAGGUGGACGUGUCGGAGGAGCUGGGCUAUGUCUUCCAGGCCAUCACACUGACCCGGCACAGCCUGGAGGGCAAAGUGCCCCUGAUAGGCUUCUCCGGGGCGCCGUGGACCCUCAUGUCCUACAUGAUCGAAGGCGGCGGCUCCAGUACCAUGGCCAAGGCCAAGCGCUGGCUGUACCGGCACCCCGAGGCCAGCCACCGCCUGCUGCAGCUGCUGCGGGACGUCAUCGUGGAGUACCUGGUGGGCCAGGUGGCAGCCGGCGCUCAGGCUCUCCAGCUGUUUGAGUCCCACGCCGGGCACCUGGGCCCCGAGCAGUUCCGGGAGUUUGCCCUGCCCCACAUCCAGGACAUUGCCAAGCACGUGAAGAAGAAGCUGCAGGCAGAAGCGCUGCCCCUGGUGCCGAUGAUCGUCUUUGCCAAGGAUGCGCACUAUGCUCUGGAGGAGCUGGCCCAGGCUGGCUACGAGGUGAUCGGCCUGGAUUGGACCAUCCAGCCCCAGGCAGCUCGAGAGCGGACGGGCCACCGCGUUACCCUCCAAGGGAACCUGGAUCCCUGCGCCCUGUAUGCACCCAAGGAGAAGAUCGGGGAGCUGGUGAAGAGGAUGCUCGAGGGGUUCGGGACCCAGCGCUACAUCGCCAACCUGGGCCACGGGCUGUACCCCGACAUGAGCCCCGAGCACGUGGGUGCUUUCGUGGAAGCUGUGCACACGCACUCCCGUCACCUCCGGACGGCCGCCUGAGGUGCACGGGACCUGCCGGCAAGAAGACUGCGCAAUGCCGGCCCAGGGAGCGGCAGAGCAGGAGCACAGGCUGGUGGCUCUGCUGUCUGGGCACGGGGGUCUCGGCCUGCCUGGCCUGGGCACCGAAUUAAAGCUCCUUGUUUCUCA
This is a messenger RNA of Gopherus evgoodei (Goodes thornscrub tortoise), 1392 nucleotides long. RefSeq names its product uroporphyrinogen decarboxylase (gene UROD). The coding region runs from base 16 to 1245 and encodes 409 amino acids. NCBI's taxonomy places the organism in Eukaryota, Metazoa, Chordata, Testudines, Testudinidae. The transcript has 10 exons. Gene Ontology annotation, molecular function: uroporphyrinogen decarboxylase activity. Gene Ontology annotation, cellular component: cytosol. Gene Ontology annotation, biological process: heme biosynthetic process. The record is from RefSeq and is a predicted model, not a curated record.